Melanotaenia boesemani (Boeseman's rainbowfish) is the source of this 3880-nucleotide messenger RNA. It is a transcript of the gene grm8b, whose product is annotated as glutamate receptor, metabotropic 8b. Gene Ontology annotation, cellular component: membrane. The record is from RefSeq and is a predicted model, not a curated record. NCBI's taxonomy places the organism in Eukaryota, Metazoa, Chordata, Actinopteri, Atheriniformes, Melanotaeniidae. Gene Ontology annotation, biological process: regulation of synaptic transmission, glutamatergic; G protein-coupled glutamate receptor signaling pathway. The transcript has 11 exons. Gene Ontology annotation, molecular function: group III metabotropic glutamate receptor activity. Bases 840 to 3593 code for a protein of 917 amino acids.
CUGUGUGAGCCGCGCUCGCGCUCUGCCUCUUUGCUUUGAUUACUUUGCUUGAAAGGCGUUUUUUUCUUCUUCUUCUUCUCCAUCUGGACCAGGAUCAUGUAGCCCGUGCUCCAGAUCUGGGACCAGUUCUAUGACUGGGGAACUUGAUAAGUGAUGAACUCAGCCUGAACCCGGUUGGGUUUGAUGAGCUUGGGAGUUCCCGUCUCCACAUGAAAACGCGCGCUACCUUUUGGACCAAACGGACCUCCUACAGGUGAACGUGUCUGUGACCUGAGACCACCAGACACGGAUCCCUUUGCUGAAAAGCAGGAAAUCGAACUGACACAUGCCAGUGAUCUGUGUUAUCACGAAGAGGCGGUUCUGAGGGAUUUCUCGCUUCUGUCUCGUUGCUGCGGGACCGGCAACAAAACCAAAAAGUCCAUUUCGGAUUGAGUGUGUGAACCCAGAUGCAUGGCUGCAGUUACGAAUCUGGAUCGAGUCUCAGCGGAUGAAUUCAGCCGGAAAAAUACAAGUGAUGUGAGAAACUACUGGAAACUAAAAACAUCUGGCAGACCUGAGGAGGAAACACCUGCUCCUGCUAAUCAGUGAGAAAGGUUUCUGGGAGAAUGUGAAGCUGAAGCUGCAAAGUCUCUUAAUUUUAGUAGGACAAGAAUGCUUCCCACAGGAAAACCCCAGGGUUAGAGAGCUCAUAGGUGGGCCCGCCUGCUGUGGUCGAUCUGCCCUGUCAGAGUCCACGCUCUGGCUGCUCAGGUUCAUCAUAUCUUCAGCUCACAGCUUGCGCUGCCAGCUCCCUGUUGGUUGUGUGACAUUCUCACUGCUUGCUUUUUCCUCACUGCAAAAUGGCUCAGGGUUCAAAGCCCUCAACUUUCUCUAGAUGUUUCUUGUCGCUGCUCAUGCUGAAGAGCUGCUGGCUGCUCGGCUCCCAGAAGCUGUCUGUACUGGCAGACUCCCAGCAGCCUCUGCAGGAGUAUGCCCAUUCCAUCCGGCUGGAUGGCGAUAUCAUCCUGGGAGGCCUGUUUCCUGUGCACGCCCGUGGUGAACGUGGCGUCCCCUGUGGCGAGCUGAAAAAGGAGAAGGGCAUCCAUCGGCUGGAGGCCAUGCUGUUUGCUAUAGACCUCAUCAACAAGGACCCGGAGCUGCUGCCCAAUGUGACUCUUGGGGCACGAAUCCUGGACACAUGUUCGCGUGACACCUAUGCCCUGGAGCAGUCGCUCACCUUCGUCCAGGCCCUCAUUGAGAGGGACGGCUCUGAUGUCCGCUGUGCUAAUGGAGAGCCGCCCAUCUUUUCCAAACCAGAUAAAGUGGUGGGCGUCAUCGGGGCUUCAGCCAGUUCUGUGUCAAUUAUGGUCGCCAACAUCCUCCGUCUGUUCAAGAUUCCUCAGAUCAGCUACGCUUCGACUGCUCCGGAGCUCAGCGACAACACACGCUACGACUUCUUCUCUCGCGUGGUUCCCCCAGACUCCUACCAGGCCCAGGCCAUGCUGGACAUCGUCACAGCGAUGGGCUGGAACUACGUCUCCACGCUCGCCUCUGAAGGAAACUACGGCGAAAGCGGCGUUGAGGCCUUCAUCCAGAUCUCCAGAGAGUUGGGUGGGGUGUGCAUUGCUCAGUCUCUGAAGAUCCCUCGGGAGCCGAGACCUGGAGAGUUUGACAAGAUCAUCCUCCGUCUGCUAGAGACGCCUAAUGCCCGUGCUGUCAUCAUGUUUGCCAAUGAGGACGAUAUCCGGCGAAUCCUGGAUGCAGCCAAACGCAACAACCUGACUGGCCACUUCCUGUGGGUGGGCUCUGACAGCUGGGGCUCUAAAAUCGCUCCAGUGGUCCAGCAGGAGCGGGUGGCCGAGGGCGCCAUCACCAUCCUCCCCAAGAGGACAUCUGUGGACGCAUUUGACCGUUACUUCAAGAGCCGCUCUCUGUCCAACAAUCGGAGAAACGUCUGGUUUGCUGAGUUCUGGGAGGAAAACUUUGGCUGCAAGCUGGGGAUGCAUGGAAAGAGACCCGGCAGCCCCAAGAAGUGCACAGGGUUGGAGAAAGUUGGUCGCGACUCCACCUAUGAGCAAGAAGGGAAGGUGCAGUUUGUGAUGGAUGCUGUUUAUGCCAUGGCCCACGCUCUGCACCACAUGCAUCGUGAGCUCUGUGCCGGAUACCCCGGGCUGUGCCCGCGCAUGGCUAACAUUGAUGGCAAGGAGCUGCUGGCUCACAUCCGUUCUGUUAACUUCAAUGGAAGUGCAGGGACCCCGGUGACCUUUAAUGAGAAUGGUGAUGCGCCUGGACGCUACGACAUCUUCCAGUAUCAGAUCAACAACUUGUCCAUAGCGGAGUACAAAGUCAUUGGACACUGGACUGAUCAGCUGUAUCUUGAUAUGGAGACGUUGCAGUGGCUCACAGGAGACUCUUCCCUUCCAGCCUCUGUGUGCAGCAUGCCCUGCCGCACAGGUGAGCGGAAAAAGGUGGUGAAGGGUGUCCCAUGCUGCUGGCAUUGUGAGCGUUGUGAGGGAUACCACUUCCAGACCAGUGAGUUCACUUGUGAGCUUUGCCCCUACGAAAAGAGACCCAACCAGAACCGCACCAGCUGCCAGUUAAUCCCCAUCAUCAAGCUGGAGUGGCACUCGCCCUGGGCACUAGUGCCCGUUUUUAUUUCUGUCCUAGGUAUCAUCGCUACUACAUUUGUCAUCAUCACCUUCGUACACUACAAUGACACACCCAUUGUGCGUGCCUCAGGUCGGGAGAUGAGCUAUGUCCUGCUGACGGGUAUCUUCAUGUGUUAUAUCAUCACUUUUCCCAUGAUUGCUGCUCCUGAUGUCGUCGUCUGCUCCUUCCGUCGCAUCUUCCUGGGCCUCGGCAUGUGCUUCAGCUACGCUGCACUCUUAACCAAAACCAACCGCAUCCACCGUAUCUUCGAGCAAGGAAAAAAAGCAGUGACAGCGCCCCGCUUCAUCUCACCAGCCUCCCAGCUGGUCAUCACCUUCUCACUCAUCUCAGUUCAGCUGCUGGGUGUCCUCGUGUGGUUCGCCACUGACCCACCGCACACCUUUGUAGACUAUGGGGAGCAGCGAACACAGCAUCCCGAAAAUGCCCGUGGUGUCCUCAAAUGUGAUAUCUCUGACCUUUCCCUCAUCUGCUCCUUGGGAUACAGCAUCCUCUUGAUGGUCACAUGCACUGUUUAUGCCAUCAAGACACGCAGUGUGCCAGAGACAUUCAACGAGGCCAAACCCAUUGGAUUUACUAUGUAUACCACCUGCAUCAUCUGGCUGGCCUUCAUCCCCAUUUUCUUUGGCACGGCACAGUCAGCGGAACGGAUGUACAUCCAAACAGCCACACUGACAGUUUCCCUCAGUCUCAGCGCCUCUGUCUCUUUGGGCAUGCUCUAUAUGCCAAAGGUCUACAUAAUAAUCUUCCACCCUGAGCAGAACGUCCCCAAACGAAAGCGCAGCUUCAAGGCCAUCGUCACCGCAGCCACCAUGACCACCAAGCUGUCGCAUCUGGCAGCUGAGCGGCCCAACGGGGAAGUGAAGACAGAGCUGUGUGAGGGAGUAGAAGCUAGUGUGCCAUCGACAAAAACCACCUACGUCAGCUACACUAACCAUGCCAUGUGAGAAGCGAACACCUGCAAAACAACAUCCUGGGACAUUUAACAUGCAGACUUCUGUCAGACUCGGAGAUGUCACUACAGGCAAAAACACAGAAGAUGCUCUGAAGAAAUGGAAGGAUCAGGGAAUAAAAUAACUGAACUAACCACGAAUUGAACCCAUAUAUUUGUGUUGUUUUUUAUCUGUUUACAAGGAGGGAGGACAUGGCUCUAAAUAUGGGGGUAUUUUCUAUUUUUAAUCAAGACCAUAAUUGUUUACUUGGAGAGCAAGAUUUCUGGUUUUCAUGCUCAAAU